Messenger RNA from Arachis ipaensis, 549 nucleotides. The record is from RefSeq and is a predicted model, not a curated record. Lineage: Eukaryota; Viridiplantae; Streptophyta; Magnoliopsida; Fabales; Fabaceae.
AUGGCUGCUCUGCUAAGAGGAGGAACAAUAGGUCAUGUCAAGGAUACUAAAGUUUGGAUCCGAGAAGAGUAUCGACGAUUGGAGAACGAGUCCUUCUCAACUUUUGUGGAUAAUCUCCCAGAAGACAUAUCAAAGAGAGAACUGUUUCAACUGUUUAGUUGGACUGGAUGCAUAAAUGACAUAUACUUAUCGAGAAAACAAAAGAAUGGGGGUAUAUACAUUUUUGUGUUUAUACGAUACACAACAAAAGGAGGGGCCUUGAAGGCUACAACAGAGAUGAAUCGUAUGAGAUUGAGAGGCAAGGUUAUUUUUGUGGGGAAAGCUAAAUACAAGAGAAGUUCCGAGGUAAAAGACACGAGUAAGAUCCAUCACAGAGGUGAUACUCGAAAUGUUAUGGCUCGUCAAAUGCUACAAGAAAGAGAAGAGACCCAGAAAAUCUCAGCUAUCUCCAAUAAAUAUUUGACGAAGGAGAAAACAGUUCAAGAUCCACAUGGAAAUGGGUGGACAAAGAAGGUGGAAGUGGUUGUCACGAAAGAAAACUUCGUCUAG